Molecule: messenger RNA, 828 nt
Organism: Dermacentor silvarum
Lineage: Eukaryota; Metazoa; Arthropoda; Arachnida; Ixodida; Ixodidae
Product: anoctamin-4-like
Exons: 9
Coding region: 1-792 (263 amino acids)
Biological process (GO): chloride transmembrane transport
Cellular component (GO): plasma membrane
Molecular function (GO): protein dimerization activity; chloride channel activity
Source: RefSeq, a predicted model, not a curated record
AUGUCACAUAAGGACUCGUGGGACGGCUACACGUGUUUCGUGAAGGUGCACGCUCCCUGGGCCGUGCUCAGCAAGUACGCCGAGCAGCUGCACCUUCGAAUGCCCGUCAAGAAAAAAGGUCCAGCCAUGGCGUUCCCCAAGAUUAAGAUCAAGCCCGGCGAGAAGCCUGUCUUUCCAGACAUGAGAGCUUUCGAGAGCGACUCCGUGGAGAUCGAGGUGGUGGGCAAAGCGCCGAGCAAGAAGAAGCUGUCUCGGCUCAAGUCUCCCUUCCCCUACGACAAGAAGCUCAUCCCGGACGAGAACGAGUUCUACAACGCGGAAUUCGUACGGCAGCGAGAACGUAUGUAUCUCAUAUCUGACAGGGACACCUUCUUCUCUCAAGCCAUGCGCAGCCGUAUGGCGUGGGAGGUGCUCACUCGGGCCAAGUACGACGAGGCAGAGCACCAGAGAGGAAUAUACAACCUUCUGAGCAUCGGGGCCUACCUAGGAGCUUACCCAUUGCACGACGGGCCCUUCGGGAAAGGACGUUAUAACAGAGCCACGGAGACCUACUCGGAGCGCAGGGUCCUGUACGCGGAGUGGGGCAGAGCCCGUUGCUGGUACAAGGAGCAGCCUCUCUUUCUCAUCCGGCGCUACUUCGGCGAGAAGGUUGGCCUCUACUUCGCCUGGGUCGGCUUCUACACCACCAUGCUCAUCUUGCCUGCUUUCGUCGGGAUCUUCACGUCACUCUACGGAAUCGCGUACAUGCUCACCAAUAAGCCCACGUGCGUACCAGGGCCUGCUGCUAGAUAGGUGUAAUUAGCGAGGACAAUUUUGUUGACUUGAAUU